AUGGCUGUCUCCCCUACAGACUCAACCAUGAGCAAACUGAUGGAGGGCAACCAGGCAGGUAAGUAAGUGGCAUCACUGCCCUUUGGACCAUGUUUCUUUCUUCCCCCUGCCCCCUCCAUUCAGGUCUGAGGUUUCUUCUUCUUCCUUGGAACAGGCCUAGUUGCAAUGGACUGGAAGGGCACCAACGGGUACUGCAAUUGGGUACCAAAGGCACUGGAAGCUGUGGCAAUGGAUGUGGCUGAUGAUGCUAGUAAGCGUUAGAGCCAAAGAGAACCUCUCUCUCAUCAUGAUUUCAUAGUUUUCACCUCUGAGCUCAGAUGGUGAGCUCAUCUCAUCUGAACAAGGCAGGCUUUCCUGGAGCAUAGUAAUAGGAAUAUACUUUAUACCAAGGCAGAUCAUUGCUCCUUUUACCUUAGAAUUGUCCACCCAUUGGUAGCAGCUUGCCAAGAUUUAAGACAUGGGUAUUUCCCAGCUCUACUUGAAGAUGGCAGGGAUGAAACAGGAGAUCUUCUGGAUACAAAGCAUGCAAUCCGUCACUGAGCAAGAGCCAGACCUCUUCUGAAGAAUCAGAAAGUGAGGGAGGUCACUGGAGUCCCACAAAUGAAACUAAUAAAACUUCAGUUCAGGUGAUGCCUUUAAUCCUCAAGGCCACCACAUGUGGAGGAGUGGUCUUUGUUUAUUUGCACGUAAUGAAUUCAUUUAGAGCAGCAGUUUUCAUCUGGGGACUCAUUUCUUCAUUAUGAUUUUUUACCAUAGAUUUGUAUGGUUGUGGUACAGCUGUUGUGACCCAUCUUAAGUCAGGCCCCAACCCAAUAACGGGGCCCGACCCACUAGGUGCAGACCAAUAAUUAAGAGAUGUGGACAUUUCAAACUGCCAAUUUUCUAGCACUCGGAUAAAACUGAACAAAUGAGUGAUUAAACAAAACUCUCCUGCCACUCCCUGAAAAGAAAAGGUGGACCAGAGUGGCUAAAUACUUUUCUUUUAAACUAUCAGGUAAAUUUAGGAUCCUGAGAGCCAAAGUAGACUAGUGAUCAGUGUGAUGGGCUAGGAUAUGGGAGACUUGGGUUCAAAGAGGCCCUCCAUCUUUGAACCCAGUCACUAUCUCUCAGCUUGGAGUACCUCACAGGGUUGCUGUGAGGAGAGCAUGAGAGGAGAACAAUGUAUACCACGCUGAACUCUUUUACAGGUGAAAUGGGAUAUAUAAAAGAAUAAUUUUUUAAAAAAAAUCUGAAGAUAAAAAAAAUGAAGUAGAGUUUUGUUACCUAGCUAGUUUAUUAUGGCUUGACCCAUCAGAUACACUGAGCAAACCUAGAAAUUGGUGGGGAAGUAUAAACUCAGUUUGUGGUGUGGUGUAGAAUAAACAAAAUUAACAGUCUGAUAACUAAAGAUAAUGAUGUCAGGAAAGCAGCUGCCUGUUAUUACUUUGCUCUGAGUUGUGCUUUGAUAUAGUAAAAUAUCAUAUGUGAUUGACGGGGUCCUGUUGACCCGGGGGAGGGGAAUCCUAAUUGUAUCUCUGGUAUAUUAGAAACUCAAUUUUUAAAAAAGUUUUUUUAAUUUAAAAGAGAAGCUGCCUGUUGGUUACCUUCCAGGUGCAAUGCUUCGCUUUGGUUUAGUUUUACUUAUUCUUGUUUAACUUGUAACUGUUUUACUUGUAACCUCCCUUGGGACCUUGUGUUGAAGGGUGGAAAAUAAAGUGUGUGUGUGUGUGUGUGUGUUUCACACCAGUGGACUGUUGUUGUACAAAAUAAAGCAUAAGCAGGUGGCUGGUAACUUUGCCACACAAUAGAUUGUGCAAUCUGUUGCACAAGUUUCUUUUAGCACAACUGUUGUGUUGGAUUCUUCUGUUGUGCAAUAUUAAAACUCACCUGUCCGUCCCUGUGCCGGUGGACAGGGGACACAGGAUACAGCCCACUGUGUGUGUGUGUGUGUGUGUGUGUGUACACAUACGUUUUGUUCAUUAUUCCAGUUCUGUCCCCAACAGAUGGAAGUGAGUCUUUUACUGCUCUUUUACAGAGGGGGUGUGUAUGUCAAGUAAAUAUAGGGGUCCUGCAAUGGGGGAGCAAGCUCCUUUCCUGCCCCCCACCUUUCCCCUGGAUUUGUCGUCAUUCAAAACAUGUGGAGAUCUUCUCUCUUUUUCAUUUCAUUUUAAAAUUAUCUCUAUCUUCCUUUCUUCUUUUAUAUGCUUUGCUUUUGUUUAUGUUUUGUUUUGUUCUUUGGUGUCCUCUGCUCUGGGUUAAGGAGGGUACGCACUUGAAGGUGAUGUCUGGCUGGUGUAAGACCCUGAGUGAGAGGCAGGGAAGGAGAGAUCUCCACCACUUUCGGUGAGAGACAAGGGUUAAGAUUUACCUUCGAGAGAGCUUUGUAUUCCCCCCCUUUCUCUUUUCCUUUCCUUUUUUCCUUUCCCCCCUUCUUUUUUAUUAUUUAGUUUGUUUUUCAUUGUAUUUUAUGGUGAAAACUUUCAAUAAAAAUCUAUGCAGAAAACUCAAAACAUGUGUGGAGAAAAUGCCCCUGUUUCAUUGUGUGGUGCUCAUUAAGAUGCCUAGAUAGCUCCGUUGAUAAGUGCAUGCUGCUGAUAACACCAGGGUUGCAGGUUUGAUCCCCGUAUGGGAGAGCUGCAUAUUCCUACAUUGCAGGAGGGUUGGACCCCCAGGGCCUCUUUCCAACUCUACAAUUCUAUAAUUCUAUGAUUCCGUGAUCUGUCCAGCCCCCUGAUACCUCUCUUGUUUGUCACUAAUAGGACUCAGCCUGACUUCCAGCAAAGCUGGCAGCCCCAUGUUGCUGUGCAAGGUGUGUGGCGACACCAGCAGUGGAAAGCACUAUGGUAUCUAUGCUUGCAAUGGCUGCAGUGGGUUUUUCAAACGUAGCGUCCGCAGGAAGCUCAUCUACAGGUAAGGGUGACAUCUGUCCCCAGUAGGGCUCAGAAUAUUUAAUGUAUCAAUGCAUUAAUGUGUUAAUUGCAUUUAUACCCCCAUCUUUCCUUCUGCCUAAUGGUAGGGCUGGUCCCUCUCAACUCCUCCCUCCCUUCUCUACUUUAAAACAGUUAUGGGGGCUCCAGGUUUGAUCUGAAUUAGGGAUCUGGAUUUUACCAGACCCAUGCCAGAAUUCAAACCACUGCACCACAGUCAUCACCAGCUCUCCUCAGUCCCAGCAAGCAUAGUCAAUAGACAGGAAUGCUGGGAAUUGUAGUUCAGUGACAUCUGGAGGACCACAUGUUCCUCAUCCCUGAUCUGCCGCCUGAUCCAGUGCACUGCAUUGUUCCUUUUGACAGGUGCCAAGCUGGCACAGGUAUGUGUCCGGUGGACAAAGCUCACAGGAACCAGUGCCAAGCCUGCCGGCUGAAGAAAUGCCUGCAGGCUGGAAUGAACAAGGAUGGUGAGUAGAGACCGGGAGACCAGGAAAAUGCUCUCAGCUGUUAGGCUUCCAAUGCAUAAUACAUUAAUUGUGGGGACGUUGGUGGCGCUGUGGUUUAAACCACUGAGCCUCUUGGGCUUGCUGAUUGGAAGCUUGGUGGUUCGAAUCCCCAUGAUGGGGUGGGCUCCCGUUGCUCUGUCCCAGCUCCUGCCAACCUAGCAGUUCGAAAGCAUGCCGGUGCAAGCAGAUAAAUAGGUACCGCUGCAGCAGGAAAGUAAACGGCAUUUCUGUGUGCUUUGGUUUCCGUCACAGUGUUCUGUUGCAGCAGAAGCAGUUUAGUCCUGCUGGCCACAUGAUCCAGAAAGCUGUCUGUGGACAAAUGCCAGCUCCCUUGGCCUGAAAGCAAGAUGAGCGUUGUAACCCCAUAGCCGCCUUUGACUGGACUUAACUAUAUGGCUGGUGGGCGCACAGCUUCCCUCCCAAGCCUCUGCAGGGAUUGCUCUCCUCCCUAGGAGGCUUGGGAGGGAAGCUGCGUGCCCACCAGUCUUAUCGUUGGCAGGGUGCAGCUGGCAGGCAUGCAGGGAAAGGGGAGGCCACCGGCAAAGCUGCGCAGCUCCCCCACUUGCUGGGGCACCCCUAAGAGGCUGGCACUCUGGCGCGACGCACCACUAAGCCCUAUGGUAAAGACGGCUCUGCUGCCAACCCUUUGAUCUGUUUGCUUUGUUGCUGACCUCCUGCCUGUCCUGCCUCAGCUGUGCAGAAUGAACGCCAGCCCCGCAGCACAGCCCAGGUGCGACUCGAUGCCGUUGACCUGGAUCCUGAGAGGCAAGCUGAACACCUGACCACAACGCGGGAUGUCCUGCUGCCACCACCGCCGCCACCCUGCCCCUCCCUGCCGAGCCACAGGGGCCCCACCACCUGCUCUGCAACGGGGACUCCAAGGGGCCGACCCACAACUCCUCCCAGCAACCACCGCUUCAUGGCCAGCCUGAUGACAGCCGAGACUUGUGCCAAGUUGGAGCCAGAGGAUGGUCAGUGGCUGGGCAUGGGUGCAGGGGGGGGGAAGGCAGGCAGUAUGCCAAGGAAGUGUUAGGGCACAUCUGGUCAUCCAGUUGUUGUUGAACUACAACUCCUAGCCUCCCCACUCAUUGUCCAACAACAACUAGAGGUCUACAGGUUCCCCACUGCUGCUUCUGAACAUGUGGCCUUGGUGACAUCCUACUUCCAGCUUCCUUAAACCCACAGAAGACAGCCGGUGCAGAUGCAUUGAUACACACCAUGGCUCGUUUUGAGUGGCUGUACUGGAUUCAACCAAGCCUGUGAGACCUUCCUUUGCUGCCCCCUAGUGAACAUUGAUAGUACUGCCUCAAUUGGGCUUCUGGCUCCUCCUAGUUUUGCCUUGUUGUCCACUGAAGCUUCUAGUCUCUGCAGUUACAGUGGCCAGGUGUCCAUCUUAAUAGGAGGACUGCUUUAUGUAGUCAUUUAUCUGGAGGGCUGUCAGAGGAGAGCUCGGUUAGAAGGGCUUUUAGACCAACUGAAGAACCAUAAUUGAAAUUGUCCAUCAACGCUGUGCAUUUAUGCCAAGUGAUCUUGGGUAGCGAUGUGUUAAGUGGCUGCCCUCUGCAAACAUUUCCUUCAGAACAGAUGUGUCUCUAAACUUGCAAAUCUGCAGCUCUACAGUGUUGACAGGAUGAUUCUCCCUUCUGCAGCCGAGGAGAAUAUUGAUGUCACCAGUAACGAGCCAGAGCGCCCAGCGGGAGAGGCGCACGUGUCCCCAUAUCCCCCCUCCAGCUCCGAGAGUGUCUAUGAAACCUCUGCCCGGCUACUCUUUAUGGCUGUAAAAUGGGCGAAAAACUUGCCGGUCUUCUCAAACCUGCCCUUCCGAGACCAGGUGAGUUCCUGGGCCAAGUCCAGUUGUGGAUUACUUGGGCUCAGACUAAGGCAGGGGUGGGGGAUGGCAACAUAUGUUGAAGAGGGGCCGUAAUUCAGAGGAUGAGCAUUUGCCUUGCCUGCAGAAGGUCUUGAUCGCUGGCAUUUUUAGGCUGGGCUGAGAGAGAAUCUCCUUUUUUCUCUUUUGUUGAAGAACAGGAUAUUUUAAUGCCAUCAUCAUCACAGAGGUGUCUGUGGAGGGGAUAUAUUGAUUGAAAAUGUCUAGUAAACCAGGUCGGUAGUUGGGCUCCUAUUGAGGGUAUUUGGAGAGCCAACAUGACAGUGAUGUAGGAUUGAGGAUUGGAGUGACAAUUCUGAUUCUAUGGCAGUGGACAAAACUUUAUUGUAAUUUUUGAAUAAAUGUGCUAGAGAGAGAGAGAGAGAGAGAGAGAGAGAGAGAGAGAGAGAGAGAGAGACUCUAGCCUGAAACCCUGGAGUGUCUGCCAGUCAGUGUAGACAAGACUGAGAUGGAUGACCUAAUGAUCUGACUCAGUAUAAGACAACUUCCUAUGUUUCUAUUCUGGGCUCUUACAGCCCAGAAUAGAAACAUAGGAAUAAGAGCCCUCUCUUACUGGGCUCUUAUUCUCUUCUACUUGAGCUUAUUCACUGAACCAGGAAGCAUCCAAUUGUACCAAAAUGCUAGCUUGAUGUGUUAACUUCUACAGGUAAAAAUAGCACUUGCUCUAAAUCAGGGUGGGGAACCUCUGAAGGCUCCCCCCUCCGUGGCCCACGAGGCCCUUUUGGCUAAGCCACACCAACUUGCCAUGUACCUAACAUUAUAUAUGACAUCAGGUAUGGGGCAGUUGAACACACAGCUAGGCUAAAGGGGAUUUGCAGGAGCGACUGCUGAUCAAUGGCAUCUGCAAAGGCUUGCACAUAGCACUCUGUAAGCACCAAUGUUCAGCUAAGCCUAAAUUUACAUAUAUUGCUAAACAGUGAUAUUGACAAAUUUAGAACCAGUUGUAUCUUUAUUUAUAACUGAGGUGGUGAACUUGUCGACCUCUCUGUCUUAUUGGACUCCAACCCCUAUCAGCCCCAGCCAGAAUGGUCAAUUGGCAGGGAUGAAUGAGUUGGUAGCCACAGAUCCCCAGUCCAAUUUAUUAAAAAUGGGGAAAUAAGGCACAGGCAUUUUGGCUAAGUUGUCAGACAACAAGGUAAUUGGUUUUGUGAAAACUGGUGCUUGUUGGAAGUGUAAAAUACAUUUCUGUGAAUAUAGAGCAUCCAUAAUCUGUUAUCUAGUCUAGGGUGUCUUGUCUUUUGCAGGUGAUCUUACUGGAGGAAGCCUGGAGUGAGCUGUUCUUGCUAUGUGCCAUCCAGUGGUCUUUGCCCCUGGAAAGCUGCCCCCUCCUCUCUGUGUCAGAGCUGACCCCCACCCUCAAUGGAAAGGUCGUGUCUUCAGGAAUGGACAUUCGUGUCCUGCAGGAAAUAAUUGCACGUUUCAAAGCGCUUGGUGUGGAUCCCACUGAAUUUGCCUGUAUGAAGGCAAUUGUACUGUUCAAACCAGGUGAGCGGGUUUUCAGGAGGAACAUGUAAAUCAUAGAGAAAAUUGUGCAUGUCCCCAAAAUUACAGUUAUAAUUUAAAAGCGCCCCCCAGUAAUGUUUUCCAUGCAAAUUACAUCAUUGUUUUUGAAUAAUUUAUCCUGGCUUUGUUCCUUUCCCCUCCUUGUGCUUAGCACUGGAGGACCACUCUUCUGAUGUCUCAGCAGGCAUUUCCCAUAUACUUUCAAAGAAGUAUUUGCAUUCAUGAAAGCUAGAAGCUCAAGAUGGUGUGCCAAAUGAGUUACUGUCCAUUUCCAAUCCUCCUUCAAGGCUGCUGCAUCCUCUGUCUUCAAAAUAUUCCAUGAGACCCUAAUCCUGUUUUAAGAUCUACAGUAGAACAGCGUCGGUGUACACAUAUUUUCCUUAAGCAGAAGUUUUCUUUUUCUUUUCUUUUGCAGAAACACGCGGUCUGAAGGAUCCAGACCAGGUUGAGAAUUUGCAGGAUCAGUCUCAAGUGAUGCUGGGACAACAUAACCAAUUACAUUACCCCAGCCAGCCAGUCAGGUACCUACAUCUGAGUGCUCCUCCUUGCUGUUAUCUUCAAUUCCUCCUUCUGAAUGCAUUCAUUCCAAACCAGCCCAGGCAACAUGGGAGUGCUAGCUAAAGCCAAUGUUUCACCAACUUGGGUCUCCAGCUGUUGUUGGACUACAACUCCCAUUAUCCCUGACCACUAGAAAUUGUUGGAAGAAGGUCGUCUCCAUUUCUCCGCUCUCAAAUGUGGUGGAAAAUUUUGAGAGAUAAUUUUAACCUAACCUAAACUUUUGUCUCCUCCUCCCAGGUUUGGAAAGCUGCUUCUGCUUCUGCCUUCGUUGAAAGUUAUUUCUUCAGACCGCAUUGAGCUUCUUUUUUUUCGUAGGACCAUCGGGAACACUCCCAUGGAGAAGCUGCUCUGUGACAUGUUCAAGAAUUGA
This is a messenger RNA of Podarcis lilfordi (Lilford's wall lizard), 7731 nucleotides long. The record is from the annotation of a GenBank genome assembly. NCBI's taxonomy places the organism in Eukaryota, Metazoa, Chordata, Lepidosauria, Squamata, Lacertidae.